AUGGCACAUGUGCCUUCCACAGCGUUGGUCGUUGCCAUGCCGCCGGGAACCCGAGGCCGAUCUUCUGCUGCGGCUCGUCAUUCGACAACCCAAGCCCUCGUGGCGCAGAUUGUGGAGGCCGUGAAAGAAGCCGCCGACGCAAGAGACGCCGCGGAUGCGAAUGUGCAGCGGCUUUGGCGCACCCUGUCCGACGCCUACGGAGAAGAUCUAGCAGCCAACUCCCACCGAUCUAAGCCGUUUCGGGAGUUCAUCAUGGAGGAGAUUCCAGAAGAGGUCCUGCGAUCUGUUCUAGAGUUUUCCUUCCAGACUUCCUUCAGAACAAAUGCCGAAGCAAGGCUGCUGCAACAGGUCAGCCAGACGUUUGAUCUGAAUACGUGGGCCAUUAUCUACGUUGCCUUCGGCACCACCGUCUCAGCAUCUCGCAGAUCACUUCGAGCGUUGCACAAGUUAAAGAAAGCCCGUCCAGAAUUGACGUUUGACGAAGUCGCCGAUGCCGCUGAAGCAAGUCGUAAACGUCGUUUGGGCACCAAGUAUCGUCCUGGGUUUCAGCCGCCCAUGCAGCUCAAUGACAUCCUCACCGCGGUUGAAUCUUUUGACGGCCCACAGAAUCCAGAGCAGGAAGAGACAGGAGCCGACCAAGAGACAGAAGACGAUCAUGGGACCGAAUCCGACCAAGAGACAAAAGCUGACCGAGAGAAAAAAGAGGAGGAGGCAGGGCAAGACGAGUCAGAACAGGAGGAACAGGGGCGAGGGCUCCUCAGAAACCCAUCUGCCGAUCAACAGACCCCCAAGGCCGCCGGCAUAGAUGCGGAAACGCCGUCACGUCUCAUCGCCAGUCCUGCAAGCAACAGCACGCCAGCAUGCGUCUCAAAUUACUCCAUCAACGAUGGUUCAAGUCUUCUGCAAGUUUUCCAGCUAGAGGAUGAGCACAACGCCGGAAACAACUCGGUGGAACCAGAAACAGGGCAAGGUGCCCAUGCAGUACCGCAGAGCCCAGAGGGUCAAGAAGAGCUGGUGCCCGACGAUUAUUCCUGCAAACGUCUCUCAUUCUCGUCUUUACCCAAGAUCAGCCGCAUUUUGCCGAGGGAAAGAAGCCUGGGGGUUAGUUUUGGCAACAACAUGUUCGAAGUCAGUGAUGAUCUACGUUCACCCUCGCCAGCCCCUAAGACACCCUUCAUCAAGUCGGACAAACCUCCCAUUGAUGAAGAUGACAACCGGCACACCUCGUGGCUUCAGUCUGUUUCCUCAGGCUUCAAACUUCCUUGGAAAUCUCCAGACGUCAAGUCGGCUUCGUCGUCAGGUGCUACCGCCAACGCCCAUCUGGGAAAACGAGACUUGAAAGAAGAGUUAGAAGGGAAUAAGCCGAAGCGCCCCAAACUACAUGAUUUUCAUGAUGGAUCCACCGAUCCAGGUCAGGACACGCCUCCGUCGAUAAACAAGCCACCAUCGGUUGAUCAUAUCAUUGAUCUAAGUCCUUUGCGAGCUGGACAGUGGCUGAAUGACAACAUCGUGAACAUGGCCACCGAGCUCGCAACGGCUGCCUCACCGAGCAGUUUUCUCUUCAUUGAGUCAUGGUUGUUUUCUAGCAACGCUCAGAAGUCAAGAGCGACCGAGAUGAAACUUCAGGAGUCUCCCGAGGCCGACAUACUGACGCCUAUCAAUGUCCAAAAUACCCACUGGACUUUAAUGCAUAUCCAUCGAGCCACAAAGACCGCAAUCAUCUACGACUCGUUGGGACAGGGCCUCUCAACAGAGGAGAAAGCGCAGCAAUGCCUCUGUCAGCUUCAUCGCUUGUUCCCAAGUCAUUUCCCGGAAGACAUGGUCCUAGAGUGGGGGAAGUGCGCCAGGCAGCCAAAUUCGAGUGAUUGCGGCAUUGCGACCAUUAUAAAUUCCAUAUCUAUUGCCUCGGGCUUAUCGCCAGCACUCAGGAUUCCCUGGAACGUCUAUCGGCCAUUGAUAGGGUUUCUACUUGGAGUUCAUGACGAUGAAACAGUAGCCACUGAGCUGAUUAAGAAGACAAAAUUACAACCGCUUGAGACAGAAUUGACAAGCAUUCCGUGGAGAGCCGCGACGCCACCGGCUGAAACCUCACCAACCUCCCUUGCAGAUGCUGUAAUGCUCCAGCGGAAGAUGAGUGAGGCCCUGGAGCGCGCAGAGUCACGCCGCCUGGAAGCUCUUGAUGGCCUGAUCAACGACAGGAGCGUAGAGGUCGACAUGCUGAAAGAGAUCUUCAAUUCGUGCGAGAUAUUGAAGGACAAGGCAACGUGCACGGCCAACAAGGCCAAGGCAGAUAUUGAUGCUACAUUGAACGAAUUCACAAGCCUCGUCGACAAUGCAUACCAAUGGGUUAUGGACCCCGCACAGUCAGAAUGGGCGGUGGGAAGCGGCAGCCGGAUGGAUGAGCUCACUCAACAACGGCGCCGGGCGGAGAAGAGAAGCAGUCUUGCUGGUUUGGCCCGAAGGGGUUUUGAGAGAGUCAAGGAUGAGCUAGCAACUCUCAUAGACGCCUAUCAGAAGAGCUUAGAUGAGCUUAACCAGGAGAAGUCGCGCUGGGGGGUCAUCGUGUCGCCUCAAGGACUAGCAACCGGCCGCUGUACGGCCUAG
Messenger RNA from Colletotrichum navitas, 2604 nucleotides. RefSeq lists its product as uncharacterized. The transcript has 3 exons. Gene Ontology annotation, molecular function: deNEDDylase activity; cysteine-type peptidase activity. The record is from RefSeq and is a predicted model, not a curated record. NCBI's taxonomy places the organism in Eukaryota, Fungi, Ascomycota, Sordariomycetes, Glomerellales, Glomerellaceae. Gene Ontology annotation, biological process: protein deneddylation; proteolysis. The coding region runs from base 1 to 2604 and encodes 867 amino acids.